UCUCUCUCUCUCUCUCUCUCGUGACCUUGCUGGAAGGUUUUGGACUCCUCCAUUCUUCUUCUCUCAGCAGCCAACCCACCAUAUUUAAUUCCGACGUUUCUCCUUGAUUCCCAUAGUUUGAUCCUCGUCUGUGAUGGCUCUAGCUCGUGCUUGCCUCAGCAACGCUCUCCGAAGCCGCUCCUUCUCGUUGCUGCACACUGGGGGAGCCGCACGCUUAAGAGGACUCGCGGCGGCGCCUUCCUUCCCUUACUCUUCUUCCGGAGACGCUGCUGCCGACUCUUCUCCGGAAGACAGAAGUGAUCAGGUGGCGGCGACUCGUGCACCUUCCCCUGCUCGGGGACGCCGCAGCCGUCGGCUCUCAUGGAGGAAUCCCUGGGACCUCAGUCCCUUCCACCUCAACGAUGGGUUCGGGAAUGCGCUCCUGCAGGUGUCGGAGAACCUGAACGGGCUGUUGGAGAGGUUGUCGCCAUCUCGCCUGCUCGGCCGGCUGAAGGAGGACGACAAGUGCUACAAGCUGCGGUACGAGGUGCCAGGCCUGAGAAAGGAAGACCUGCGAGUCACGGUGGAAGAGGGGAUGCUGGUGAUAACCGGGGAGUCCGAGGACGAGGACGCAGGGGACGAGUCGUCGUCAUCGACGACGGAGGACGAGGGGGACGGCGGCUGGCACACGAGGAGGUACGGGUACAUCAACGCCACCUUACUGCUGCCGGAAGACGCCAAGGCGGACGAGAUUAGGGCGGAGCUGAGGGACGGGAUCCUGCGCAUCUACAUACCCAGGUCGGAGGAGAAGAAGAGCAACGCAAGGGAGAUCGAAAUCAACUAGCCGCCGUAUGUUGUGCUUGUGUUGUUUCCUACUACAGGAGAAUAAGACAUCGACUGUUUGUGGACUCGCUGUAAUGUCAUUGUCGUCGGCACUUGGAAGGAGUAAGACUCUCAUCUCGGCUGUAGUCGGUGGUGCCGUCAGCGCCCACCGGGCGGAGCAUGACAUGGACCGUGGCACUGAUCAAGCACAAAUGGGCCGCGCACUCUAACAAAGCCAGUAUGAGUUGGGCCUUUUCUGGGCCCUAAUUUAUCAACAGCUAGCAAAAGAUCACAUCCGUCAUAGACUAAAUAACAUGUAUUACAUUUAAAAGCGUUAAAAAAUUAAUUAUUGGCUCUUUUCCUAUUAAUAUUGUAUUUAA
Molecule: messenger RNA, 1181 nt
Organism: Musa acuminata subsp. malaccensis (wild Malaysian banana)
Lineage: Eukaryota; Viridiplantae; Streptophyta; Magnoliopsida; Zingiberales; Musaceae
Product: 26.5 kDa heat shock protein, mitochondrial
Biological process (GO): response to heat
Source: RefSeq, a predicted model, not a curated record